AUGGUUAAUUUUAAUGAAGAAAAGACUUCUUAUUCAUUAUGGAAUUUAAAUUUAAAUGAUUUAAAAAGACCUAAAAAAGAUGUUGAUAAUAAAGUUAAAAUGGAAAUUGAAGUUCCUGAGUCAACAAAAAUAAAUUAUACUUUUCGGGAUAUUCUUAUUUCUAGUGACAUAUUAUCUGGAUGUUACGCAAGUGGUUAUGCCAAAUUUGGUAAAACAGAAGUUAUUGCCUAUUUAGAUACAGUUCAAUUUGUUGAUGAUACCUCUUCAGCAGAACAAAAAAUUGUAAAAUUUAAACUUGAUGCUGAUUUUAAAAGUGAACUUAUUGAUAUUCCUAGAAUAUUUUAUACAGUUUUAAGAGAACCAAAUAGAACUAUAAAAUACAAAGUAAAUAUAAAUGUUAAAAACAAUGAUGGUGGAUUAUUAGCAGCAACUGUUCUUGCUGUAAAUAUUGCUUUAAUGAAAGCAUCUAUACAAUUAUCAGAUAUUGUUGUUGCAGUAACAAUUGGAAUUAUUAAAGAUACUGAAGAGGUGGUUGUUGAUCCUGAUUUGAAAACAUUAGAAAAAUGUUGCGCCACAAUACAUUAUGGAAUAUGUCCAAAUUUAAAUAUGGUUGUAUUGUUAGAUCAGGUUGGAUCUUCUACAAAAUAUAAUAAUAAGAAAUUGAGAGAUCUCGGACAUCGUGGUUGUAUGGUUUUAAAAGAUAAAAUAUUUAAAGAACUUCCAAAUUUAUUUAAGGCUGAUUCUCAAUGA
Strongyloides ratti is the source of this 750-nucleotide messenger RNA. Its product is annotated as Exoribonuclease, phosphorolytic domain 1 and Exoribonuclease, phosphorolytic domain 2 and Ribosomal protein S5 domain 2-type fold and PNPase/RNase PH domain-containing protein. The transcript has 2 exons. Gene Ontology annotation, biological process: nuclear mRNA surveillance; U4 snRNA 3'-end processing; rRNA catabolic process. The record is from RefSeq and is a predicted model, not a curated record. The coding region runs from base 1 to 750 and encodes 249 amino acids. Lineage: Eukaryota; Metazoa; Nematoda; Chromadorea; Rhabditida; Strongyloididae. Gene Ontology annotation, cellular component: nuclear exosome (RNase complex); nucleolus; cytoplasmic exosome (RNase complex).